Cornus florida is the source of this 2239-nucleotide messenger RNA. RefSeq names its product ubiquitin domain-containing protein DSK2b-like. The record is from RefSeq and is a predicted model, not a curated record. Gene Ontology annotation, biological process: ubiquitin-dependent protein catabolic process. Gene Ontology annotation, cellular component: cytosol. NCBI's taxonomy places the organism in Eukaryota, Viridiplantae, Streptophyta, Magnoliopsida, Cornales, Cornaceae. The transcript is spliced from 8 exons. Gene Ontology annotation, molecular function: polyubiquitin modification-dependent protein binding. Bases 231 to 1889 code for a protein of 552 amino acids.
UUCAAGUCGUCUACAAUCGAGUUCUACUACAAAAAUGCUCUCCCAUAUCGCUUGCUCUUGCCUUUUGGUUGUGCCAAUCACAUAAAGAAAUUCAGAUUCUGAUUUCCAAAAUCAGGGUUUUAAUUUCUUCAUUCGAUCGUUCAAUCACUUCCUUUUCUUUCUUUCUUUUUUUUUGUUUUCCAAUUUAGAGGAGUUAAUAAACCUCCCAAAUUUGGGGAGGACGACGAAUAAUGGGCGGUGAUGGUGCUGCGAUCGACGCGAACGAAUCCAAUGGCGGCGAUGGAGUCACUAUCCACAUCCGAUGCUCCAACAAUUCCAGGUUCUCGGUGCAAAUCAGACUCAACUCCACCGUUGAAUCGUUCAAGUCGGUCAUUGCCCAGAAUUGCGAUAUCCCCGCCCAACAGCAGCGUUUGAUUUACAAAGGCCGGAUCUUGAAGGACGACCAAACCCUAGAAAGCUAUGGUUUAGAGGCAGAUCACACUGUCCAUUUGGUUCGUGGUUUUGCUUCAGCUGCAUCAGCCAACACUACUGGUGUAGCUGUUACCAACACUGGAGGUUCAGAUACUGCUCCAGAUGUUGCAAGGAGUGUUGGUUCUGAUGAAAGUGGUGCACUCGGAGGAUCUGGUCUUGGAACCUCACUAUUUCCUGGACUUGGUUUGAAUGAACCAGGCAGAAGUGUUGGUCUGUUUGGAGCUGGACUUCCAGAAUUUGAACAUUUGCAGCAAGAGUUGACUCAAAACCCUGACAUGAUGAGAGACAUCAUGAACACACCUCUUGUUCAGAACCUAAUGAAUAAUCCAGAUAUCAUGCGCAACUUGAUUUCAAACAAUCCUCAGAUGCGUGAAAUUGUUGAUCGAAAUCCGGAGCUAGGCCACAUACUCAAUGACCCUAGCACUCUCCGACAAACAAUGGAGGCUGCAAGAAACCCUGAACUUAUGCGUGAGAUGAUGCGCAAUACUGACAGAGCGAUGAGCAAUAUUGAAUCUACUCCUGAGGGAUUCAACAUGCUCAGGCGCAUGUAUGAAAACGUUCAAGAGCCAUUUCUGAAUGCAACAUCAGCAACUGGGGAUACUACAAAUGAGUUAGGCUCAAACCCAUUUGCAGCUCUUUUGGGGACCCAAGGUGGGGACCAUGGUGGAGAUCAGUCGACUAACCCUACAAUCGCUGGUUCUGAAACAGCUAAUAAUUCUCCUGCUCCAAAUACCAAUCCACUUCCCAACCCUUGGGCCUCUGCUGGUGCUGGAGGUGCCCAAGCAAACAAUACUACUAGAUCUAAUCCUGCUGGGGAUGCUGCAUCUCCAGCACUUGGUGGGUUAGGUGGACUUGGUCUCCCAAACAUGUUAGGUGCCAUGCAGGAUCCCUCUUCAUUGAAUCAGUUUAUGCAAAGCCCAGCUGUAUCACAGAUGAUGCAGUCUUUCCUCUCCAACCCUCAGUACAUGAACCAGAUUAUUGGUUUCAAUCCCCAGCUGCGCAGCAUGCUUGAUACCAAUCCCCAACUUAGAGAGAUGAUGCAAAACCCAGAAUUUUUUCGCCAGUUAACUUCCCCCGAGACAAUGCAGCAACUUUUGACUUUACAGCAAUCUAUGUUUUCUCAACCUGGUCGGCAGCAGUCAACCCAGGAACCAGGCCAAACUGGUGGAGCAACAGUAGGAACGCUUGACAAUAUGGGGUUGGAGAUGUUGAUGAACAUGUUUGGUGGACUUGGGACGGGGAACAUUGCUGUUCCGAACAGAUCUGAUGUACCACCAGAGGAAUUGUAUGCCACUCAGCUUUUGCAGCUACAAGAAAUGGGUUUCUUUGACACUCAAGAGAAUAUACGGGCACUGACUGCUGCUGCAGGGAAUGUUCACACAGCGGUGGAGCGGCUUUUGGGGAACCAGGGACAGUAAAUUUUUAUUAGUGCUAGCAUUCUGUUCGAUACGACUAUAUUGUCAGUUCGGGAAGGAAAAAAAUUUUCAGUCUGGACCUGAGCCAUAUUCAAUUCUCAUUUUUGAAUAUGAACAAGUUCAAAUUGUUAUAUAGAGCUGUGAACUCGAUAUAGGAUAUCCGUUUGGAUCUCUCUCUCUAUAUCAUCAUAAAUCUAUUUAUAUAUCUAUCUACUUCUCUCGCAAACAAGAAGGGAAGGUCAAAAGAUUUGGGUGCCAUUGUACGGGAGAGAUUACCAGAUUUGAGUGCCUUGUACAUAUGCUAUUAAAUUAUUUACCAUAAAUCAUCAUAAUACAUUUUAUUCUUUUUUUUU